Messenger RNA from Linum trigynum, 2007 nucleotides. Lineage: Eukaryota; Viridiplantae; Streptophyta; Magnoliopsida; Malpighiales; Linaceae. The record is from the annotation of a GenBank genome assembly.
CCAACGGCCACAAUCUAUCCAAUACAUCCAACGGUUGGCGUUUCAUUUUGGCGGAAAGGGAAGAUCCGAAUUCCGAUUCCGAGCUCCAUAGUCUGAGUCCUCUUCCCGGCGGAACAAGCAGAGGAAGCCAACCUGCGAUCUAGUCCUGGCGGCGAGGUAUGACUCAAAUAUUUCACUAAAGCUUUCUCUUUCCUUCUUUUUCGUCUCGUCUGGUUAUUGAUCUUAUCUAGAACUCUGCAUAUGUGGGAUUUUCUAGGGGCGGGGAAGGGAAUUUUGAUUUGGGUUCUUUAAAAACCGAAGCUUUACUUCUAAUGGAGUAUAGGGUUCUUAUAGGAAAGUCAAGAAAUCCUGGUUUGACAUAUGAGGUUUAAAGAUGAGGUAGAUAAAGCAAUGAACGGCGGACCUAAGUGAAUCCAAAGUGUUCCUAAAAAAGACAAAGUGAAUCCAAAGUCUAUUGUGACGAAGUUUAAGUUUGAGAGGCUAGGCUGUUAAGAUGAUAAUCCUGGACUGUAGAGCAUAUAGCUUCAGCUUUCAAGUCUGUUGCUUAUUAGCAGGCUGAUCAAGCUGAUCUGUUUGUUCUAGUAGAACUUAGAAGUUAGAACUAGGGACGUCGCUUUUCCCAUGGUUCUAUGGACUAUGGUGUUGGCACUUCUGUAUCUAUUGGAAUUUACUAUAUAUAUUUUGGAGUACUGUUGGUCUUUUGGUCUGCAACUCCAUGUUGGCGCUACACCUUCAUGGCAGACGAUAUGAGUCAUUUUGCUAGAUUUGUACGGCAUUAGGAUAUUUCUGAACCGCUAAAGCUCAAGUAGUCUGUUCUCUUCUUCUCUCAUUGUUUUGAACUUCUUCCCGAGUUACCAACUGAAUCUACCUCUAGUUUUUGAAAUCCUGUAUUUGUAUUCUUUGAACCAAUCAUGUUUGGUCCCGUCUGCUGAACUCAUUAAGCAUUACCACUUCAGUUGUUUACAUAGUUUAGUAACUGGUUUGUUAUCAACCAUAAGUUGUUUACCCAAUUCAAAUGCUGAUAAUCAUGAAAACCUCUUCUCCCUCUGGCAUGAAAUGCUGUACUGAGAUGAUGAGCUUAGCUUCAGAAUGAAAUUUAACGAACCUAGGUUGAUUUGCUUCGUUUAACCUCCCUCAAGAUUCAAAUCCUCUUUAGCCGAGCAAUUUUUACACUCGUCUCUUACCAUAACUUAUCUGCUUAACAAGCUGUGAGCUUUUGAGCCAUAGACACUGCCCUUGAGCUGUUCAAGAUAUCCAGGGACAAAGAAUUGAUUGUACAGAGUUAGGACUCCAGUAGAAUAAUUUGCCUGCUUGCAUAGAUUCUUGAGUUCCUCAUAUAUUGUUUGACUUUUUAUUAGCCGUCUUUCAUGUGUUUCCAUUCUUUGAAAGCAGAUGAAGUUCAUUUUGACUUCAUUUACCCUCUUUUCUUUGCCAGACAACUGUAGUAAGGUUAUUAGGAUGGCAACAAUCAGGAAUCUGAAGAUCAAGACAAGCACUUGCAAACGCAUAGUAAAGGAGCUGCACUCGUAUGAGAAAGAGGUGGAAAGAGAGGCUGCCAAGACAUCCGAAAUGAAAGACAAGGGAGCUGACCCUUAUGACCUGAAGCAGCAGGAGAACGUGCUAGCCGAAUCUCGCAUGAUGAUUCCAGAUUGCCAUAAGCGCCUCGAGGCUGCACUGGCUGACCUGAAGGCAACUCUUGUGGAGAUGGAGGAAUCGGGUGAGAAAGGAUCCGAAGUUGAUGAUGCUCAAACUACUCUUUCGGAAGUGGAGCAGUUGUUUGGCAAAGGAGAUGAUGAUGAUGCUUAGUAGUAGUAGUAGUAGUAGAAGAAGCUAUCUCGUGUAAAGAUUGCCUAUGAGUUGAUUCCUAUGCGGUUUGGCUCAGUCAUAGGAAUCUUCUGUUUCUCCCAGAUGGGCUGAAAAGUCUCUUAACUAUUCUACUACUAAGGUCUUCGCGUCUUGUAACGUUCAGGAGUUUCAGUGAUUUAAUAAGAAACGGUUGAUGGUAUU